This is a messenger RNA of Drosophila nasuta, 742 nucleotides long. RefSeq lists its product as uncharacterized. Bases 259 to 519 code for a protein of 86 amino acids. The transcript has a single exon. The record is from RefSeq and is a predicted model, not a curated record. Gene Ontology annotation, biological process: gamma-tubulin complex localization. Gene Ontology annotation, cellular component: gamma-tubulin ring complex. NCBI's taxonomy places the organism in Eukaryota, Metazoa, Arthropoda, Insecta, Diptera, Drosophilidae.
AGCGUCACUCAGCUGGUUUUGUAGCAGUAAAUGUUAGUUUUAUAAACAAAGUAACUGCUUCCGUUUGAAAGUCUUUGCUUAACUCUAUUAGAACUAAUAAAUUUUUACGGCUCAUAAAAAUAAUCUUCAACGUUUGCCCGCUACAUUUGACCUAUUGGGAGGCAGCCACAUCGAUUGCAAAGAUCUCUGGAAACUUUUGAUGCUGGCGGCGUUCUUAUCGCAAUCAUCAUCAGCGGAACAGACGAUAACAGCAACAACAUGACACAACAGAGUGAUCGGGACGGCAAUAAUCCCGCUGUGGAGGGAAAUAACGAUUUAAAGCAAUUCGUUAAUAAUUCGCCAGUGCUGCGCAUUGCGGUCUAUGGCAUGUCGGAGCUAAUCAACACGCGACUAUCUGCUAAGGCCCUCGACAUAUGCUUGGAACUACUUGGAGCAGGUGUCCAUCCAAAGGCGCUUGCCGACGUUAUAUUACACACCAUGGAUGCCAAAGAGAAACGUUCCGGCCGUCCAUUCGUUUAACUAAACUGGAUUUCACCAACUAAUAUGCGUGUUAUCAAAAUGAAAAACACACUCACGUAUAAUGCGAAACUUGAGAUUAGGUGAACAACAAUCAGCGGAUGGGCCACCUGCAAACGUCUAGACAAUUAUACCUUCCAUAAAAACAAACAAACCUGAUAGCAAGCACAAAACGUUGUUAAUCUGUUGUUAAGUGUUAUAAAAAAAGAAAUUGUUAUAUUUAGUA